AUGAGAUCCCUAAGUGUGCACCAAGGCGAAUUAGUCCAUCAAAGACUAGUGAACACGACGAUGCCCGGAUUGAAGCCGAUGAAUGGAUCGACUAUAACAAUGGGAGCCGUGAACCGGCACCAGGCCGGGGUGUACCAGUGCCAGGCCAACAACGGUGUCGGCAGGUCGGCCUUCAGGGAUGUCACUCUCAGGGUCUUGUGUAAGUACGCUCCGGUAUAA
Nezara viridula (southern green stink bug) is the source of this 219-nucleotide messenger RNA. The record is from the annotation of a GenBank genome assembly. Lineage: Eukaryota; Metazoa; Arthropoda; Insecta; Hemiptera; Pentatomidae.